Penicillium canescens is the source of this 534-nucleotide messenger RNA. RefSeq lists its product as uncharacterized. The coding region runs from base 1 to 534 and encodes 177 amino acids. Lineage: Eukaryota; Fungi; Ascomycota; Eurotiomycetes; Eurotiales; Aspergillaceae. The record is from RefSeq and is a predicted model, not a curated record. The transcript has a single exon.
AUGCAACUCGCUAAUCUGCAUAAGCUUGGGCUUGGAGCUUUCGACAAUUCUUCUGAUACGAUCCUUCAAAUCCAUAUUCAUCUGAGCAUUGCGCAGAAACUUGACAAUUUGAGGUGCGGUCUCUUGCACAUCAAGUACAGGAUCCUUCUCCAAUCGAACCGUAAUCUUGACAUUGCUGGCAAACGAUCCCAGUUCGACCACGAGAGAGCGUCCAUUUCCUUCAAAUUCAACUGUUCUACUUUCGUUAAGGCUCGUGACGAUGGAUACCUGUGCUUUCUCAUGUCGCUGAUAUCCGAUAAACUGCACAUUCCACUCGCGUGUAUGGGAAGUUUGAUCUUCACCACUUGUGGGACCGAUGGUCAGUUCAUUGCUUUCUUGGUGGAAGGAAAUCGGGGUGCGGCGGAACUUGAUUUGAUCCACGGAUUGACCUUUGCCGUCAUCUUCAAGGAGCUCAAAUUUACCGUCGGCACCAACAACCACCAUGAGUUCCAACACAGUAGGGUUCUCGCAGCCAUUUCGAAGGAUCGGGGAUGA